Canariomyces notabilis is the source of this 555-nucleotide messenger RNA. RefSeq lists its product as uncharacterized. The coding region runs from base 150 to 470 and encodes 106 amino acids. Lineage: Eukaryota; Fungi; Ascomycota; Sordariomycetes; Sordariales; Chaetomiaceae. The record is from RefSeq and is a predicted model, not a curated record. The transcript has 2 exons.
AUUUCCUGAUCCGGCCAGGCUGAACUGCGAAGGUGCAAAAAGUGGCGGGACAGGCCCAUGCUCACGUCCGCGAGAAGACCCUGCAUUGGGGGUUGUCUUCAGCACAUGCAUCCAAUUCACCGCGAUUCCUAAUAGAAACUGCCCAGGUCAUGGAUCUGACCCGUUGGCCUGCUUGUCUUCACAUACUUUGCGGUCUUCGAGGCCUGUCGAGGAGCGCUCUUGUGAUACCCAGGACAAAUCUUGGCAGAGAAGGGCACCCCUUUGAUCCGUUCGAGGUAGCCACCCUCCUCAGUGUCGACGACAGCCAUCGCGAAGCAUCCUCUGCAGCCAGUCAGCCGCAUACAGCAGAUGCAGCAGUCCGUCAUCCCCGAGUACAUCUCGAACCAACCUCCGUUCAGAAGAGACACGUCGAGGGGAGGGAAAGCAACAAUGCGUCAAGGACACCAACUGGAAGACAUGGCAGAGCGUAACGCUAGAAUGGAAGCCGAAACCAACGUGACACCGACUGCUGCUACUGCAGUUUUGUUUACCGCCCCCCCACCGAUCCUGGACUUG